GCUAUGGUUGAGGGCAUUGGACUUCUUAUCCUGGUGGUGGUGGCUGGUUGCAGAAGAACACCACAGAGCAGAAAAAAAUGAACGUGGGCGUGGGAGUGGUGCACAGACCCGCUUGUGCAACUGCCCUGCCUCUCCGCCGCGGCAGAGCUAGGGUUCAGUGCUCUUCAUCUUCCUCAGGGCAUGUAUCAUUCAUCAAAGAUGUAGCUGUCACUCAGCCUCCUGAGCACCUUCAUUGCUUGUUGAAAAUGCUUCAAACGAGAGGUGAAACUGUGAUUUCUCCCGGAGCUAGGCAAGGGUUGAUCCCCCUUGCUAUUCCUCUGUCACAGAAGAACUCAGGUGCUGUGACUGCACUGCUGCGGUGGCCAACAGCACCACCCCAAAUGGAGAUGCCAGUUGUGGAAGUUCGCAAGCAUGGGGUGUGGCUUUUGGCCAAGAAUGUAGAUCAAUAUAUUCAUAGACUGUUGGUUGAAGAAGAUGUCAACAACUCACAUGAAACUAAUGGUGAGCUAUUUCAUGCUUCCUCUGAGGCUGGUAAGAAGCUUUAUAGAAUGGGUGAUUUUGCUGAUUCCCAGAUUGCCAACAUUGAUGUCUAUCUCUUAAAAAAGGUUGGGUUGUUUCCAGAUGUGUUGGAGCGUAAAAUCAUGCGCCAUUUUGAGGAAGGAGAUGAUGUUUCAGCAUUGGUGACAGGGGAGUUCUACACAAAGAAGGAUCUGUUUCCAGGAUUUGGGCGACCUUUUGUAUUUAAUGCAGAGGUUUUGCUGAAGGUUGGACGUAACUCAGAAGCUAAAGAUGCUGCGAGGGUGGCUUUAAAAUCACCAUGGUGGACUUUGGGUUGCAAAUACGAGGAAGUUGCUUGCAUUGCACAAUGGGAAGAUGAGCAAAUUGAAUAUAUCAAAGAGAAAGUGACAGAGGAGGGUCGACAUGAAGAUCUUAAGAAGGGGAAAGCUCCUGCCCAGGUUGCAUUGGAUGAAGCUGCAUUUUUGUUGGACUUAGCUUCUGUUGAAGGGACUUGGGCUGACUCUCUGGAGCGCAUUGCUGAAUGUUACAAGGAGGCUGGACUCGAUGAAAUUGCGAGAUUUAUUCUAUACAAUGAUUGACACCCAACCACUGAGGUUUACCUCAACUGGUUGAUUUAUUAAGAGAAGUAUAUAUAAAUUAGUUGAUUGGUUGAGAAGUAGAAAAGCAUGCCCAGAUUUUUGGUUGUAAAUGUCCUUUCUAAGAGAGCAAGAGGGUUUUUUUUUUUUUUUUUUUUUUGUGGGCAUGUGCAUAAACUUCUCGUAAACCGUAUGGUACAAGGAAAGAUAAAACUUGGUAUCAUGGUUCAUAGAUGUUGAGAAAGGCAUGUUACUUUCAAUUAAAAGAGACAAUGAUAAAUUUGGUUAAACAGA
Molecule: messenger RNA, 1388 nt
Organism: Vitis riparia (riverbank grape)
Lineage: Eukaryota; Viridiplantae; Streptophyta; Magnoliopsida; Vitales; Vitaceae
Product: protein IN CHLOROPLAST ATPASE BIOGENESIS, chloroplastic-like
Exons: 11
Coding region: 78-1097 (339 amino acids)
Source: RefSeq, a predicted model, not a curated record